UUUUCCUCUCAAACUUUCAACCAAUGGGAGCUGAGCUUUGGCCGCGCGGAGCCCCGAGCUCGCGCUCCUCUCCGCGGCUCUUCCCCCUUCUGGCCUCCCCUCCCCCCCUUUUUCCUUUCGUGCCCCAUUCAGGGCAGCGAUGCUGGGCAUGUACGUGCCGGACAGGUUCGCCCUCAAGUCGUCUAACAUCCAGGACGGGAUGGGGCUCUUCACGGCCCGGCGAGUGAAAAAGGGUGAAAAAUUUGGGCCAUUUGCAGGAGAGAAGAGAAUGCCACAGGAGCUGGAUGAAGACACGGACUGCAGGCUGAUGUGGGAGGUACGUGGGAAUAAAGGUGAAGUGCUUUAUGUCCUGGAUGCCAGCAAUCCACGGCAUUCAAACUGGUUGCGUUUUGUACAUGAAGCACCAUCUCAAGAGCAGAAGAAUUUGGCUGCUAUCCAGGAAGGAGAAAACAUUUUCUAUUUAGCUGUUGAAGAUAUUGAAACAGAUACAGAACUAUUGAUAGGUUACCUUGACAGUGACAUGGAAGAAGUAAAAGAAGAGGAGGAGGAAGUCAUUGUUAACCAAGAAGAUGAUGACAGCAAUAACAAUAGUAAUAGCAGCCAUAAGGACUUACAGCAAACUAAUGAAAAAGAUUCUCUUAGCUGUAAAGAGGACCAUGCUUGUCCAAACUGUGAAUCCAGUUUUGCCAGCCAGGAAAUUUUAGCUGAACAUCUUCAAACAUUGCACCAAAAACCUAGUGAGGAAAAGGAAUUUAAAUGCAGAAACUGUGGGAAGAAAUUCCCAGUGAAGCAAGCUUUGCAGAGGCAUGUUCUGCAGUGCAUAGAAAACAACAACCCAGGAGAACGUUCCAGGAGUUUUCAAUGUUCUGUUUGCAACACACCCUUCAGCUCAGAAUCGAGCUAUGAGCAACAUAAGGAAGCAUGCCGUGGUGAGGCCAGGUUCGUAUGCAAAGCUGAUAGCUGCGGGAAGAGGUUCAAGAGUAAAGAUGCAUUGAAAAAGCACAAGGAAAAUGUUCAUAGUGGAAAUUCUAGGAAGAGGCUGAUGUGCUCUGUGUGUAACAAGAGGUGUUCUUCGGCAACAAAUCUUCAAGAGCAUCGAAAGGUUCAUGAGAUCUUUGAGUGUCAGGAAUGUGACAAGAAAUUUAUUUCAGCUAACCAGCUAAAACGUCAUAUGAUAACACACUCAGAAAAACGCCCCUACACCUGCGAGGUUUGCCAUAAGUCCUUCAAACGACUUGAUCAAGUGACUGCACACAAAAUUAUACACAGUGAAGAUAAACCCUAUAAAUGCAAGCUUUGUGGAAAGGGAUUUGCCCACAGAAAUGUUUACAAGAAUCACAAGAAGGUGCAGCACAGUCAGCAGCAGUGCAAGCUUCCCCACAGCAAAGUAUCAUCCAAAUCUCUCAGCCCUGUUCUGGAGGAUCCACCUGUUGAGACUCACUCUGAAGAGAGACCAUUUCAGUGCGAGGAAUGCAAAGCAUUGUUCCGAACCCCAUUCUCUCUGCAGAGGCACCUUCUAAUACAUAACAGUGAAAGAACCUUUAAAUGUGAUCACUGUGAUGCUACAUUCAAAAGGAAGGACACACUGAACGUUCAUAUACAAGUUGUUCAUGAUGGGCAUAAGAAAUAUAAAUGUGAUUUGUGUGACAAAGCCUUCGUGACACCCUCUGUACUUAAGAGUCAUAAAAAAACUCACACAGGGGAAAAGGAGAAAAUUUGUCCAUACUGUGGACAGAAGUUUGCAAGCAAUGGAACACUGAGAGUACAUAUUCGGAGUCAUACAGGGGAACGUCCUUACCAGUGUCCUUAUUGUGACAAAGCUUUCAGCAAAAACGAUGGAUUAAAAAUGCACAUUCGAACCCAUACAAGGGAAAAACCUUACCAGUGUUCAGAGUGCAACAAGGCUUUCAGUCAGAAACGUGGCCUUGAUGAACACAUGAGAACCCAUACAGGGGAGAAGCCGUUCCAGUGUGAUGUUUGUGACUUGUCAUUCAGUUUGAAGAAAAUGCUGAUCCGACACAAGCUGACUCACAAUCCAAACCGCCCCAUGGCCGAAUGCCAGCUGUGCCACAAAAAGUUUACAAGAAAUGACUACCUCAAAGUGCACAUGGAAAAUGUCCAUGGAGAAACUGACAGCUAGUUUUGGCUUACACAAAAAGAGUGCCAGGCCUUCCCUUUGAGGAUAUAUAAACUCCAGACUUCUUACCUGAUUAGUGGCUGCAAGACACACAUACACGCAAAAAAUCUUAUGUGCUCAUAUAAUUGCUUCAAUUGGUUCAAACAGAAGUAAUUAACUUAAGUGUGAGUUUAACAGAUAAUAUUUAAUAGGAGAAAUCUCACCCUAAUCUGUCAUCUUUUUGACAUACUUCAAUGUAUUUUUCUGAAUGUUCCUCUGUGUUGAAAUUAGUACUAAAGCAAUAGUCCUAAAUGGGCUUAAGGUUGCUAUAGCCAUUUUGUUAAUCAACAGCAUUCAACUACAAAUUCAAAUGGAAAGCCUUUUCCUGUACAGGAGAUUAUUUUGAUAUGAAUUUCACCUGUAAAUCACAUGAAAUGUAUUUAAAGAAUGCCUACUUUGGCCCCUACUCAGGGGUAAGCACCAUUGAGCUCAAUGAAGUCUGCUUUUUCAAAAAAAAAAAAAAAAUGAGGUCAAACUUUCUGGGUAAGUUCUGGAAACAGCGGCAACAUCUUUUUGCAAUUUUGAUAGGUGGCGAGUACUAGGAUGGAGAGUGUGUCAUUUACAUGCUGGUGGGCUGCAAUUUCUGUCAUUGGCUGGGGGAGGGUGCAGUCCAAUGGCAUCUGGGGGGACACAUGUUUCUCACCUUUUGGGUACAUGUUCAUGUAGGUCACAUCUCCAUACAAAAUAAUCCUGGAAACCUUAGACAUUCUCAUUUCCAUGCUUAAAAUACUGAGGAUAGUGUCUGAGUUUCUGGAUGAAUUUAAUUGAUUUCAUAAGUACACAAGUCUUAAGUGUCAUGAAAAUUAAUCAGACCUCAGCAUAUAUGACAAUGAAUUAUACUGUAAUUUCUGUAAAUAGUCUUAGAUGUAUACAUCUGUACAAUUGUUUCCUAUGAUUUCACAAGAUUAUAAAAGUACCUAUACUUUAUUAAUGUAUGGAACUGACAUCCAGUUUGUUGACUAGAAGAAAAGUUUCUUCUAGCAUAUAAUUUUUCAAAUAGAUUCAGAACUGAUGCCUAAAUACUAGAAUCUUUUUCAACCACCCCGCUGGUGUAAUGAUAGGGCUUUGUGGGACUGGCUGUUCUAACUGCUUCAACAUGGUUGGUCUUACAUUUGGUUGCCAUUGUGCAAGGCAAGCCAAAAGCAAAUAUGGUGAGUGUUUUGUGUUGAAAUGCUGUGUUUGCAUGUUUGCACUAAUGCAAUAUUUGUAAAUGCCAAGGCAAGAGGAAAUAAAAUCUCAGAAUAGUAUCCAGCAUCCGAUUGAGUCAAGGAACAUGUAAUUGAAUUGCUAGGAAUAAUUCCCAUGGAACCACAUAGUUUUGAAUGAGACUUGUGCAAUGACUCUGUAAUUCAUAUUGAUUUUUAUUAUUAUUAUGAGGACCAAGAUUAGGUUAAGAAUAAUUUGCUAACUGGAAUAACUCUUUCAACAGCAAAUUUCUCUUCAUUAUAAAUGGAAAAUAUCUAAAUUCUCAUACUUGGACAACUUAAACCAGUGCAAGACUGAAAAGAAUUAAAUAAAACACCAGGAUCUAAUUUUAAGGGAUAGAAAAUGGUUUAAAGAAAAUGUGGCAGGAAGUAUUUUUUAAUGUGUCUUUAUAUUAUGAGAUACAACAUAUGACAUAAUAUAAAGGCACAUUUUAAAAAAUGUACUGAAUUGCAUUCAGUACUGUCAUGAAAAAUGAAAUGAAAAAGGAGCUCUAGGUGUUCUAAUUACCACCUUAAUAGUCUAGCACACUGAAGUUCAUAACAUUUCUGUCUAGGUUUAGUUCCUAGUACAGCAUACUAGUCAUUUUUAAAGGUUCAUAUUUUCAUUAUGCUAUUGUCAGUUUACUAUUUUGGCAAAAAGAAGAGGAAGAACAGAACAAUUGUGGUAAUCAAAGGUUAAAGGACAACAGUUCUAAUAACACCCCAUAUGGAUAAAUACACAUUUAAGAAGGAUGCAUAGCUAAUCUCCCUCAUUGUUCACAGUGGGAUGUUUAUGUCACUCACCAAAUAAUACAUACAACGUAGAGAUUGAUAAGAAGAAAUCAUGGAUUGAUAAAGAUCUCUGGAAAAAUCUCAGUAUAGAUAGGAUUGUAUUUAAUGUUUGACUGUCAGGAUGUGUAGUGAGCAAUGAGCACAUUUGUAAUAGAAGUCAGGGCUAAUAGAUGUGUUGAAACACUGUCUUAAAACUAUGAAUAUUUUCUCAUGUUGAAAAAAUUAUACUAAUAAAAUCAACAGUUCUCAUAGCUAAAUUCUAAGGAAAAAUAAUGUCCAAAAAUGUGUUCACUUUCUGUGACAUUCCUUUGAGAUAGUACACAAGCAUACUUUUUUCAGGAUUGAAAGAAACAAAUCAAAAGAUGAGCUCUUAGAAAUUCUGCCUAUAAUAGCAACCAACUUUUUUGGGCCUUAUAAUUACACCUAAUUACUGUUUCAAAGUUACUCUCAAAACAAUUCUGGUUCUUGCACAAACUUCAGCAUAAUGCUGUUUUCCCUUCCCCUGUAAAAAGUUGUAAAAAGAAUUCAUUAAUACCCCUUUGCGCUUUUUAUUGUUAUAUUGUAAAUUCUGUAUCUUUCUAAUUGUUUGAAUUGCAUACAUAGCCAGAGCAAGCAACGUAGACUAUAGUUCUGAAGAAGACCAUUGUGACAUUCCUUUAAACUGGCCACCUUGGGGGGUGGCAGGGGUUUUUCCUAGAUGGCAUGAGGUUGAACUGGAUGUCCCAUGUGGUCUCUUCCAACUUUACGAUUAUAUGAAAAAGAUGGUAGCUUAUGGCCUUCAAGAUGCUAUCCAAAUACUGUCCAAUGUGUGAUGGACAUAACUGAUACCCAUCUGUACUUUAUGAUGAACUGGCAUUAAACAUGACCCAUAAGACUUUCUGAGUCAUUGUUUGGCACCAUGGUAAUCUUGUCCUGUUUCUUUGGAGUUUACUGUAUUUGCUUUUUAGUCUCCAGUUGGCUCAGAAAUGAUAUUUCAUUUGGAUUCAAAGUUCAGUGCUCACUGCACUAUGAAUCAAUUUGUUUUAAUAAAUAUGUUGCCUGAAAUAAGUAA
This is a messenger RNA of Anolis carolinensis (green anole), 5203 nucleotides long. RefSeq names its product PR/SET domain 5 (gene prdm5). NCBI's taxonomy places the organism in Eukaryota, Metazoa, Chordata, Lepidosauria, Squamata, Anolidae. The record is from RefSeq and is a predicted model, not a curated record. Gene Ontology annotation, cellular component: nucleus. Gene Ontology annotation, molecular function: protein binding; DNA-binding transcription factor activity, RNA polymerase II-specific; RNA polymerase II transcription regulatory region sequence-specific DNA binding. The transcript is spliced from 17 exons. The coding region runs from base 140 to 2140 and encodes 666 amino acids. Gene Ontology annotation, biological process: negative regulation of DNA-templated transcription; regulation of transcription by RNA polymerase II.